Messenger RNA from Betta splendens (Siamese fighting fish), 6651 nucleotides. RefSeq names its product melatonin receptor 1Bb (gene mtnr1bb). Gene Ontology annotation, cellular component: membrane. Lineage: Eukaryota; Metazoa; Chordata; Actinopteri; Anabantiformes; Osphronemidae. Gene Ontology annotation, molecular function: melatonin receptor activity. The transcript has 4 exons. Gene Ontology annotation, biological process: G protein-coupled receptor signaling pathway. Bases 863 to 1957 code for a protein of 364 amino acids. The record is from RefSeq and is a predicted model, not a curated record.
AGUCACGCUGGGGAUUGGCUGGGGAAAACGAGAAGAAUCCUUCCUCACACGCACACCUCAGUGUAGUAGAAGUAGGAGAGUAGCACAGCCAGCGAGAGAGAGAGAGAGAGAGAGAGAGAGAGACACACAAAGUCGUACGGAUAAACGCUGUUUGUGUAACCGUGUCUCUGUCCGUCCCCACUCUGUGGAUUUCUGCACAUCCUGCUGUGUGCCUGACUAAGAGCCCCUGCGUGAAAUUCACCACAGUGCCGCCUCGCCACGCACGGCGCCGGCUGCGUCGUAGUUGAAAUGCUCCAGCAAGGGCAUCGGAAAUGGGUCGAGAAGACAAUUUGCCCCCGCCGUUUUUUUCCUCAAUGAGUUGCAAAUUAAAUCCCGAGGAUUCCAGAAGCGCUACAGAGGUUUGACAUUUUAAGGAAGCGGCAUCUUUUUUUUUUCCCCAACGUGGGCGCGUGCGGGCGGACAGGCGUUAGAGAUGCCAACACCGGGAACACUUGAAGAAACCGAAGAAUCCAAAUACGAGUGGUCCGGACCUCAUUCUCUAAAUGACGAAUAAUUCACUGUCUCUCGCCGGGGAGGAGGCGUGGCGCUGCCGCGUGUCCGAGCUGCUCUUGGCACAUGGACGACUUUUGUGCGGCGAUAAAGAAAGACAAGAGUGCGUGUAACUGUGGGUAGGUCACGCAUGAUCGCCACACGUCAAGGAACUUUCAUCGCCAUCACCCUGCAUCCCUGAUGCGCGCCCCUGUGGACCGAGCGAAGGCACCCAGGUGCGCUCCAUGUUCGCUUUAGUUACCGGUACCGGCGAUACCUGUGGGACACAGCGCACACUUGGGACUUGUGAGCAGCCUCGGGCUGUGGGCCAGUGAUGCCGGACUCGUUGACUCUCCUAAAGAACCGGACAGAGCCACGGCUGGGGCAGCUGGAGCGCGCACUGGCCACGGACGCGGGCGCCCGCCCAGCCUGGGUGAUAGCGAUACUGGCCAGCGUGCUGAUCUUCACCACGGUGGUGGACGUCCUGGGGAACCUGCUGGUGAUCAUCUCAGUCUUUCGGAACCGCAAACUGAGGAACUCCGGAAAUGUGUUUGUGGUGAGUUUGGCAUUCGCUGAUCUUGUUGUAGCCUUCUACCCUUAUCCACUGGUUCUCUAUGCCCUCUUCCAUGAUGGGUGGGCAUUGGGCAACACGCAGUGCAUGGUCAGUGGCUUCCUGAUGGGGCUGAGUGUCAUUGGAUCCAUUUUCAACAUCACGGGAAUUGCGGUGAACAGAUACUGCUACAUCUGUCACUCUUUCUCCUACAGCCGGCUGUACAGCUAUCGCAACACUCUGCUGUUUGUUGCCUUAAUUUGGCUGCUCACCGUAGUGGCCAUUGUCCCCAACUUCUUUGUUGGUUCUCUGCGCUACGAUCCUCGUGUCUACUCCUGCACCUUCGCCCAGAAUGUCAGCAGUUCCUACACAGUGGCGGUUGUAGUGGUUCACUUCCUGGUUCCCAUCGCCGUGGUUACGUUCUGUUACCUCCGCAUCUGGGUGCUUGUGAUUCAGGUGCGACGUAAAGUGAAGACUGAAGACAGCCCUCGUCUAAGACCCAGUGAUAUGAGGAAUUUCAUUACCAUGUUUGUGGUCUUUGUGCUGUUUGCCAUAUGCUGGGCCCCACUUAACCUGAUUGGCUUGGCAGUGGCCAUAGAUCCGCCCCGUGUGGCUCCCCACAUCCCCGAGUGGCUUUUCGUCGUCAGCUACUUCAUGGCCUACUUCAAUAGCUGUCUCAACGCCAUCAUCUAUGGGUUACUCAACAGGAAUUUCAGGAACGAGUACAAGCGCAUUGUCACGUCAGUCUGGGUGACGCGGCUUUUUGUGACAGAGACUUCGCGAGCCGCCACGGACGGCAGGAGCAUGAAGAGCAAGCAGUCACCGCCUCCACCACUCAACAACAACGAGUCAGGCAGAGAUCGUGGGAACAAAGAGUGACUCAUUGAGCCUGUUACAUGGUAAAUCCCAUUUUCAUGUGAUGUCCAGAUGGUUGUGCAGCUAAAAAGUAUCAGACAAAACUACACACAUGGCUUGGUUUUUCAUUUAAGAAAAGAAAUACAAUGUACUUUGUAUGUUGAGUUCUCAAAUGCUCGUCAUUUGAAAGAUAUACGUACGAUAUAUGUACUCAAGUUCUCCUUGUGAUUUGAGUGAAAACAGACAUUUAAAAUGUUACAUACAAAGUGAGCCAUGCCUUAAAGUUUCAUGUUGUUCUUACGCUAACAGUCUGAAUGGUACAUUGUUAUUGCAUUUAUUUACAAUGUAAUAUCCUUUAACAUUAAUUUGCUGCUGUACUCAAAUUUGAUAAAAACGCAUUUAGUAUUUAGUAACUUCAGAAGCCUCAAAUAGUAGAAAUCACCUCACCUCAACACAUUAUGAUGACCAUCAUACGAUGUCAUCCUGCCUAUAAUGUACAACAUGUACAACAUGGUGGUGGUUGUCUGGCAAUGUAAGAAAAAUAUCUUAGUAAUGAAAUAAAAAUAAUGUUCAGGACAUUAAAAAUAACUAAGACUAAUGACACAAAGCUGAUUCUGAGCAACUUGCACCAUGUAAGUAAGACAUGCCCAUAAUACAGUUGCUUGAGUUCCAAAGCAAUGCAAUUAAUGCUUGUGUUGUAGCCGGUGGAGGACACCUACAUAUUUUUCUAUUGCUACUGUACUUGCUACAGUUUCACUAUUUCAGUAGUUAAACACAGGACAGUUCACUCAUUCUGCAUGUAGUAACAGCUUUUACAUAACCAGACAAAGAAACAAAUUAAUAAACUGUGUAGUGGGAUGGGGCAUAUUUUGAUGGAUACAGUAUUUGCCUAGUACUGCGUCUAUGGUGCUUGCACAUACUAUACUACGAUACUGUAUGUAUGGUACAGUCUUUUUAAACAGUCUGAGACCUUCUUCCAUCACUGUGAAGAACACACAUUGAGAAAUCAACUCCAUACACCAAUGUCUAGAUUAAUGACAGGGCAAUAAGCUGUUCAGUUUUACCAAAUUGUCAAGUCCAACAGCACAACUUUUUAUGCACUCGACAUAAUAAAUACAACGCUAUGCAAUUUGGAACAAAAUGGCUGCCAUGAUUGGAUCAUGGUACUGGUGCAUUUAAAAGUCAUAGCCAGCUACUUAGCUGCUUAGCCAGCUACUUAGCUACUUACUACCCGCACAUUAGAUAACCUCCUUGUUUUACCAAGAAAUUUUACAUGUACGAAAUAUGAAAAAAAAAAAAGAAUCUUAGAACUUUUUACAGACUGUGCAGCAGCAAUAGAGAAUGGACACAGGUUCCUCUGCCUCCUACAGCAUAUGCAUGUGGUCGUCUUACAAAUUGAUGAAUUAAUUCUGAAAUAUGUAUGAUAUUUAUUUUUAUUGCAUAGAUAAUUAUAGAACGUGUUUGCUAAAAAUGCCUUCACUGUGGGAAAAAAUAAACAGAAUACACAAGGAGUUGAAGUUAGGAGUUACAGUCACUAAUUUGGUUAAGAGUGACAUCCGUUGCCUCUCAACUGAUCUAGGUUGGUGAGAAGUUACAGCUCAUAUCUGUUCGACCAUCUCAGGGUGCCUACUGAACAUUUCCCUGUGUUGUCCAAAACAUAGCAGUUUAUUAGCUGCCGGAUACAGGAGUCUGAAGACAUUUCAAAGGGAUAUUUUGUAAAUUUGUGUCAGUGUGGUUUUAACUGUGCUUUCUUGUUAUUGGAGAUGUAUUGAAACUGUGUUUUUUAAAAUAUUUCAUGCUCAAUAAUCCCACAUGAUUAACAGCUUAUUAUUGAAUGGUGGUUACCACUUUUAAUUCUAGUACAGUUACAAAGUGCAUCUAAAGCAACUUCCAGCUUCAUCGGCAUGUACAUUGCAUCACAAGAAUAUCUGUUUUUGAGUAGGAUGAACUUCUAAUCGCACAAAUCAAAUAUAGAACUGCAAAACAGAUUUUGCAUAACAAAAUGUGUUUUCUGUUUGUUUUUUUUUUGAUUUUGUUCUUAUGUGCAAAUCCAAUCAAUUACAAAUGCAAAGCUGUUCAUAAUAUAAAUAUAACCCGGGCAAGACAUGCCAGAGCAUUCCAAGCAGAAAAUGAUCAUUGUCAAAGCAAAGGAAGCAGAGACCAUUAGGGAAGACAAACUAAAGACACGGAAUGGCCAAAACUCUGGGAAAUAAGUAAAUAGGGAACAAAGACUUCAAUCUAAACCAAAGAUAUAUUUAUCGAAGAAGGGGGUUAUGUCCACGUACUGUACACUGUCAAGAUAUUGUUAGGAAAGAAAUAUUUGUAACACCUAGAUCCUUUAACAUUUUUUCUUCGUCAAAGUGACAGAUUGCAGUUAACAUGGUACAGUUGUGUCAAAUUUUAAAAAAGUGUCACGUUGCCUCUAUACUGCUUUUCUUUUGGUUUUCAGAACAAUCGCCUAUAGAGGGUUUCCUCCGCUGAAUCAUACAGACAUUCACAUGCACACCUCAGGCAGGAGACUGAAUUGCCAAAGCCGAAGAACAAAUAUUUCUUUCUCCUUUGUAUUUUAUUUCUAUAUACCCUAAAGCAGAAUUACGUAACUAUGUUUAUUUGUGUUCCCUGUGCUCACUGUCUGCAUCACUACUUAUUACACCUUGCAAACAAAUAUGACUCUUUGCUUGCAAGCUUAAAGGAUGAAUUCACAAUUACAGUCAUCCACAGUUUUACACAGCAACACAAGCUUGCAGAUUUAGCUUUUAAACAUAGUUUCUCUGCUGUGAUUUCUCACUGGACUUCAAAACUGUCCAAGCAGCAAAUACAAUAUUUAUCCCUUCAAGUCACCCAAUGAAUUAUUGUUUUCAGAAAUGCAAAACGAGGAAGUAUUAAAAUGAUUUUCUGAGAAAGGAGGAGACAAUGGGACAUGGUCAAAGUUUAUGAAAGACAAUGGAAAGCAUCGUUGGAGAGACUCUUUAUAGUCACAGAAUAACAACAUCCUGUUAUUAUGCUGCAAGUGUCCUAUUUAAAAAAAAAAUCAUCCUUUGUUUGAUUGCCAUGUUAUACUGUAUUUACAUUGGCUGGGAUCCUGCAGCGGAGUGUUGAGUUCAUUUCUCACAACAGAAGCUGCCGGUGUGCUUGUGCUUUGUACAAUUAUCAGCGAGCAGGAACAACAACAACUUAAGAGCUGAGUCAAAAAACAAUGAAUUUAUGUUUUUUCAAUCAAUAAGUCUAAACUGAAAAGGCAACAUAAAUAUUAAUGGUGUAAAUAUAAUUCUGCCUUCAAAAUAAACACAGAGAAAAGUAAGCGGUGGAGGUUGUUUUUUAUUGGAAGAUGAAAGCAUUUGAGUUGCUAAUUUAAAAUGCUCGUCUUAAUGAGUUGACACAUUGGAGCCUGUUUUACACCCUCCACAGCUGUGCCUAUUGUUCAUGUGGAGUCAACCUUCUCCUGAAUGAGGAAUUUCUUAAUUUUAAAAAGACUUAUUUUCAAUGGUGACUACAGACUUGCAAUGUAAAUUACAACACAACUAAUAACCUAAUAAUCUCGGGGCACAUGACGGCCUAACAGAUACUGUAACACAUACACACAUUUAUUUCUGCACAACACCACUCUCUCUACUGUCAAUUAAAGUGAAAAUGCCAAAUAUACAGGGUUCAUUUAAAUAUUCUUCUCUGCACUACCUGCCAACAGUGAGCCACAUGCCUGCAUAGCACAACUUGAAGCACAAAUAUGUUGCCUCCUAUACUGUAGCUUUUAAAAGCUGCAUGAUGUAGGCGCAUGACUUGAACAUGUCACUCUCACGGCUCCCUUCCCCUUAUUGCAACUAGACAUAUCUCACCAUACGGUCCUCGGUGUCAUUUGUAAUUUAUGGGUUAUGUAACAGCAUGACAACAUUAGCUAAAAACUGAAAACAGAUAAAGAUGCAACACUGGUUGUUUGGGAACACAGAGAAAUGCACUUACACUGAAAAUACAGAGACAAACCACAAAUGUGAACCAUAUCUGUGGAUGUCCCGGGAAACCACUCUUCAUUCAUAUUUAUACUGCGGAAACAGUUAUUAAAAUGUUUUCAAAGCACAAAUUCUUCACACUCAGUGACCAAUUAAUCAGCUGCCACAGCUUGGUGUCUCCCCACACGCUGUAAUUUCUGAAGCACAAAUUAAAUCACACAUUUGAGAUGUUUUUUCCAGUUCAUGUUGACCUGAUUCUGUUAGACACCAUCCACACAAUUGAGGUGGGAUUUAUGAGAAGGUUUGUAACAAACUGUGGUGAAAUGCGUGGCAUUUGUGGAAAGACAUUGUAUCAUUUUAUUAUUUUUAUGUGUGUAAAGAGGAACCACAUUAACAAGACACAUUUUUGGAUGGAAGGCUGGAAAUGGGUGUAAUUUCAGGCAUUUACCCAAUUGACAAUUUGUGUCUCCAUAAAUGUUUUCUGUUCCAGAGGCUGUGUGAAUGUGCAUGCUCUUGUCUGAUGUUAUUUAUGACUGAUGUUCACUGACAAGAAGUCGCUAACAGGUGCAGGCAUCGGCGCCCAGGGGAUGGACUGAGUAACACGAACCAAAGGGAAUCUGUGGAAUGUAAUGGAAUUUGACAUUUCAACACUUUAAAGGCUUGGGCUGUGACACCGAGUCUUACCAGAAUGAGCUGUGUAUAAAAAAUAUAUGCAUUAUAUGUACAGUUCUCCAAGAAAAAUAAUGUAAUGAAGAAUAAACUUGAUAUAUCAUA